AUGUCGGUACCCGAGAUUCUUGAGCGAGCCCGCGCGAGCACAGACAACAACCAGCACAUAGACGACGACGACGACGACGACGAACAAGAUGGAACUUCAAUCACAGACAUCCACAUGCCUGUCGUACCUCUAGAUCCUGCCGAAUUGUCCGGCGUUGACGCAUCCUUCAAUGGUAGCGAAGGAGGCGAUCCUGACGAGAAAAGGGUGCACACUCUUGCGAAGGCCGGGAGCGGUCCACGACAGGGGUACUACUGCGAUCUUUGCGAGGAUGACUUCACGACCCAGGAAGAUUGGAUAGGUCGGGAUUGGGAUUCUCCAGCCAGACUGAAGCGCCAUCGCGAGGGCGCUUACCACAAGCCUGCGAAGCGAAUGGAACGUUUGGCGGCAAGGUGGGGGUCUCGUCGAUCGUCGGAGACGAGCAAUUCCACAAUAUGCUGUCAUCUUUGCGGUGACCUUGAGGCGGUGAAUGAAGAGGAAAGGUUCGGUGUCCAUGAUUGGCGCACGAUUCAGAAGCUCGUGCAGCACAUCCUAGUGAUGCACGAAGCUUCGCUCUCGUUUGAGGAACGCGACACGCUCACUAUGCAGAUUGUUCCUCGGAACCAGUCUCAAAAAAAGGUGCUCUAG
This is a messenger RNA of Gloeophyllum trabeum ATCC 11539, 624 nucleotides long. RefSeq lists its product as uncharacterized. The coding region runs from base 1 to 624 and encodes 207 amino acids. NCBI's taxonomy places the organism in Eukaryota, Fungi, Basidiomycota, Agaricomycetes, Gloeophyllales, Gloeophyllaceae. The transcript is spliced from 3 exons. The record is from RefSeq and is a predicted model, not a curated record.